Molecule: messenger RNA, 3420 nt
Organism: Pseudozyma flocculosa PF-1
Lineage: Eukaryota; Fungi; Basidiomycota; Ustilaginomycetes; Ustilaginales; Ustilaginaceae
Exons: 1
Coding region: 1-3420 (1139 amino acids)
Biological process (GO): calcium ion transmembrane transport; intracellular calcium ion homeostasis
Cellular component (GO): plasma membrane
Molecular function (GO): ATP binding; ATP hydrolysis activity; P-type calcium transporter activity
Source: RefSeq, a predicted model, not a curated record
AUGACUGCUGCCACCGCCGCUGCGGCCGACGCUGCCGCUACCGCCCGCGCCGCCCAAGAUGGGCCCCUGCCGGCCCCGGCCCACACCCUCGACGCCCAGCGCAUCGUCGAGGCCUUUGAGACCGACAUCGAUGGCGGCCUCACCCAUGACCAGGUGCGCGCCAACCUCGAGCGCUACGGCCCCAACCGGCUCAAGGAGGUGCCCCCGCCCUCGUUCCUCGCCAUCCUCGUCCGCAACACGCUCAACGCAAUGACCAUCGUCCUCAUCGCCGCAAUGGCCGUCAGCUUCGGCACCCAGGACUUCAUCUCGGGCGGCGUCAUCGCCGCCCUCGUCGUCAUCAACGUCGCCGUCGGCACCGUCAACGAGUACCUGGCCGAGCGCACCGUGGCCGCCCUCGAGGCCAUCGGAUCCCCCUCGGCCAACGUCGUCCGCCGCGCAUCGCCCGGAUCCGCGCCCGAGAUCGCCACCAUCAAGACCGAGGACGUCGUCCCCGGCGAUGUCCUCAUUGUCAAGAUCGGCGACAUUGUCCCAGCCGACUGCCGCAUCCUCGGCGGCGGCCACCUCGCCGGCCUCGAGUGCGACGAGGCGCUCCUCACCGGCGAGUCGCUCCCUUCGGUCAAGACCGAGGAGCCCAUCCCGGACCCCGUCUGCCCCGUCGGCGACCGCACCUGCCUCAUCUACUCGGGCUCCCAGGCCGUCAAGGGCCGCGCCCGCGUCGUCUGCGUCGCGACGGGCAUGCAGACCGAGCUGGGCAAGAUCAGCGAAGCCAUGAAUCGCAAGGAAAACCUCAACAAGUCGGGCUGGGCCGCGCGCCGACACCGCAUCAACGCCUUCCUCGGCCUGGCCGACACGACGCCGCUGCAGAUCAAGCUCAACAAGCUGGCCUACGUCAUCCUCGGCCUUGCCUGCGUCGUCGCCGUCAUCGUCGUCGCGUCCACCGGCUUCCGCGACGUGCCCCUCACCAUCGCCACCUACGCCGUCGCCGCCGCCGUCUCGCUGCUCCCCGCCAGCCUGCCCGCCGUCAUCGCCCUCUCGCUCGCCACCGCCAGCCGCAAGCUGGCCGAGAGCAACGCCCUGGUCCGCCGCAUGGACGCCAUCGAGACGCUCGCCGCUGUCACCGACGUCUGCUCUGACAAGACCGGCACCAUCACCCUCGGCAAGAUGGUCACCCGCCGCAUCUGGGUGCCCGCCCGCCUGGGAGGCGCUCAUGGCGGCGCCGAAGAUGAGGCGCAGGAAAAGGCGGCACCGGAGCAGCCCGAUGCCGACGUCGAUGUCGACGUGCACGAGGGGCAGUAUUACACCGUCGAGACCGGCUCCGACCCGUUUCAGCCCCGCGGCGAGGUCCGUGCCGGAGGUGCCCCUAAGGGCGAUGUCCUGGCCAACGCCCGGGGUCAGGACGAGACCGCGGUGCCCACGCCCGACGGUGAACUGUGCGACCCGGACCACCUGGCUUUGCCCCUCCACCAGCUGACCCUCUGCGCUGCGCUGUGCAGCUCUGCCUCAAUCCAGCGCGUCCGCGCCGAUGGCGAUGGCGACGGUGAGCAGGAAGGCCAGAAGGCGGGCGACAACGAGGAGAAGGGCGAUGCUCGCGCUUGGGAGGGCCACGGCGAUGCCACCGAGGUCGCAUUGCAGGUCUACGCGCACAAGCUCGGCUACGGCAAGCCCCACCUCACCUCUUCCUCCGCUGCGGGUGCGGCCACCGACAACGACGACGACGACGACGACAUCAUCGCCUCCGCGCGCCCCGGGCAGUACGAGCUGCUGGUUGAGCACGCGUUCGACUCGUCGAUCAAGCGCAUGUCGAUGGCCUACGUCUGCCGCCCUCGCGCCUCGUCGUCGGACGAGGAGCACGUGCUGGUCGUCAUGAAGGGCGCCUUUGAGCGCGUCUUUGACCGCUGCACCGAUAUCCUGCUCGACGACGGCGCCGCUGCCGCCGGCCAGUCGACGACGCGACCCAUCACGGCCGACGACGCCGCCGAGAUCCAGGCGCACUACGACCGCCUGGCCUCGGACGGCCUGCGCGUGCUGACGCUGUGCGCCAAGCGGCUGCCCGUCGGCGAGGCCGAGCGCGUGCGCGAGCUGCCGCGCGACGAGCUCGAGACGGGCAUGGCCUUUCUCGGGCUGGCGGGCAUCUACGACCCGCCGCGCACCGAGUCGGCGCUGGCGGUCGAGGACUGCCACCGCGCGUCGAUCAUCCCGCGCAUGCUGACGGGCGACCACGUGGGUACGGCCAUCGCCAUCGCGCUGCAGGUGGGCAUCCUGCGCCCCAACUACGCCAAGACGGCCGUCAUGACGGGCCCGCAGUUUGACGCGCUGAGCGACGACGACAUCGACCGGCUCGACGCGCUGCCCAACGUCGUGGCGCGCUGCGCUCCCGAGACCAAGGUGCGCAUGGUCGAGGCGCUGCACCGCCGCUGCCGCCUGUGCGUCAUGACGGGCGACGGCGUCAACGAUGCGCCGUCGCUCAAGCGCGCCGACGUCGGCGUCGCCAUGGGCAAGAACGGCUCCGACGUGGCCAAGCAGUCGGCCGAGAUUGUGCUGUCGGACGACAACUUUGCCACGAUUGUCACGGCGGUGCGCAAGGGCCGCGGCAUCUUUACCAACCUGGCCGCCUUUAUGCUGUACCUGCAGUCGGCCAACAUUGGCCAGGUGGCGCUGAUGCUCCUCGGGCUGGCGUUCAAGGACGAGAGCGGCGAGAGCACGUUCCCGAUCAGCUCGGUGGCCAUCCUGUGGAUCAACACGCUGUGCGCCGGCCCGCCCGCGCUGGCCCUGGGGCUGGAGCCGACGCCGUCGGACGCCAUGGAGAAGCGGCCGUCGGAGUACGCGUCGAUCUUUACCUUUUGGUGGAUCGUCGACCUGUUCGCCUACGGCAUCGUCAUGGCCGCCAUCGCGCUCCUCAACUUUGUGGCCGUCAUGUGGGGCUACUUUGACGGCUACCUCGGCCUCGACUGCAACUCGGGCGUCGACAGCUCGGCGUGCAACCACACGGGGCGGGCGCGCGGCGCCGUCUUCGCGACGUUCCUCAUCGUGCUGAUGGUGCACGGCUUCGUGUGCAAGCACCCGACGCAGAGCAUCUUUGCCAUGGACCUGCUCGAGAACCGCGUGCUGCUGUGGUCGGUGGUGCUCAUCUCGCUCAGCGUCUUCCCCGUCAUCUACAUCCCGGUCAUCAACGACAAGGUGUUCCUGCUGCUGCCCAUCAAGUGGGAGUGGGGCAUGGUCGCCGCGAGCACCCUCGUCUUCCUCGUCGUCACCGAGCUCUACAAGCUGGCGAGGCGGAUGUGGUGCGGCGGCGACGAUGCACGCGCAAAGGUGCGCCGCGAGGGCCUGCCCCUCGACGGCGACGGCGACGAGGCCCUCACCGAGGAGAAGAGGAGGGAGGUGCGUGAAAAGGCCAACGUCGGCGGCGCCUCGCCCGCCUGA